This is a messenger RNA of Gallus gallus (chicken), 1933 nucleotides long. RefSeq names its product serpin family B member 2 (gene SERPINB2). Gene Ontology annotation, biological process: negative regulation of endopeptidase activity. The transcript is spliced from 8 exons. The record is from RefSeq and is a predicted model, not a curated record. Bases 65 to 1303 code for a protein of 412 amino acids. Lineage: Eukaryota; Metazoa; Chordata; Aves; Galliformes; Phasianidae. Gene Ontology annotation, molecular function: serine-type endopeptidase inhibitor activity.
GCAUAAACCUUGGACAGACCCAGAGCAGCAGUCUUCCUCCCUGCAAAAAACAAGGUUCAGAACAAUGGAAGCUUUAAAUAAAGCAAACACAAGCUUUGCUCUUGACUUUUUCAAACAUGAGUGUCAGGAAGAUGACAACAAGAACAUUUUGUUCUCCCCUCUCAGUAUUUCAUCUGCCCUGGCUACUGUGUAUCUGGGAGCCAAAGGCAACACUGCAGAUCAGAUGGCAAAGGUACUCUACUUCAACGAAGCUGAAGGAGCCAGAAACGUCACCACAACCAUAAGAAUGCAAGUCUAUUCCAGAACAGAUGAGCGCCUAUCAAAUCACCGUGCCUGUUUCCAGAAGACAGAAAUAGGCAAAUCAGGUAAUAUCCAUGCUGGGUUUAAAGCACUCAACUUGGAAAUCAACCAACCCACUAAAAGUUACUUGCUUAGAAGCGUCAACCAGUUAUAUGGAGAAAAGUCACUGCCUUUCAGUAAGGAAUACUUACAGUUAGCCAAGAAAUACUACAGUGCAGAACCACAAUCAGUUGACUUUGUGGGAGCAGCAAAUGCAAUCAGAAGAGAGAUCAAUUCCACAGUUGAACACCAGACUGAAGGUAAAAUAAAAAGUCUGCUGCCUCCUGGAUCCAUAGAUUCACUCACCAGGCUAGUCCUGGUAAAUGCGCUCUAUUUCAAAGGAAACUGGGCAACAAAGUUUGAUGCUGAAGAUACCAGGCAAAGGCCUUUCAGAAUAAAUACGCAUACAACUAAACCAGUGCCAAUAAUGCACCUGAGUGAUAAAUUUAAUUGGACCUACGUAGAAUCAGCCCAGAUUGAUGUUCUUGAGCUUCCAUAUGUCAAUAAUGAACUCAGUAUGUUCAUCCUGCUACCACGGGAUAUCACUGGCCUACAAAAGCUAAUAAAUGAAUUGACUUUCGAAAAAUUGUCUGCAUGGACCAGUCCAGAAUUAAUGGAGAAAAUGAAAAUGGAAGUGUAUCUGCCCAGGUUCACAGUAGAAGAGAAAUACGACCUGAAAUCUACUUUGAGCAAGAUGGGAAUAGAAGACGCUUUCACUGAAGGUCAAGCUGAUUUCAGGGGAAUGUCAGAGAACGCUGACCUGUUUUUGUCACAGGUUUUUCACAAGUGUUAUGUGGAAGUCAAUGAAGAAGGCACAGAGGCAGCGGCUGCCAGUUCAGCAUCUCUAGCGUCACGAACCCUUGGUGCUACAGUUAUUUUUGUAGCAGAUCACCCUUUUCUCUUCAUUAUCAGACACAACAAGACCAAGUGCAUCCUUUUCUUGGGAAGGUUCUGCUCCCCCUAGAAAAUCAGCUAUUAAUAAACAAGCCCUUACAACAGCGAUGAACACAAUGUAUGCCAUGAAGAACACCUUGACAGACUUUGCACUUUACCAUUUUCCUGUACUAUUGACAAUCUCUUUUAGAAGAGAGCUCAAAUUAAAAAUAACAUGAAUUCAAACCUCUGAUUCAUUUUCCUCUACAAAGAAUCCUAGCAUUGUAUACUGCACUGUAGAACGCUGAACUGCACGCUGAACAACAUGGAUGUGUCUUUUCAGUGCUUUCCAAACCAGAACUGCUACAAUGCAGAACAGACUAGGCUGAUCUAAAACAGUACCUUCUGACACAGUUCCUUUCGCACGUAAGAAGAAAAGAAACAGGAGAAACUCAUUCCUGCAUACACCUGUUACAUCUCUUCAAAGCCAGCUGUCCCAGGCCAGCUCAAUCACAGCCUUGUCAGUUUUAAAUCAGCUUCACAACAUAGCAUGGCUGGUAAUGAAACAAAAGUGCAAAAUCCUCUGUGUUGCUGAUACUGGUGGUUUGCUCUUGCACACAAAGGAGCUAACACAUGUACUUUCUAAUCUCUGUCCCUCAUAAACUGGUGAAUACCAAACAAUACAGAACCAGAGUAAAGUAAAAUACAUACCUUGAAAUGC